GCUGCCGUAUCGGUGAGGAGGAGGAGGAGGAGGAGGAGGAGGAUGAAGAGCAGCGAGCCUUCUUCUGAUCACAGCAUCGAUCCGCGAUGAUUGAUCAGCGUCCGCGGCCGCGCUGAUCCCGGAGCGGCUGCACGAGGCGACAGUGGCGUCAUCAAUCAAUCAAUCAAUCAAUCAGCGUCAUCGAUCACACCUGAUGUGAGAGCGCGCGGUGCGGAGCGCGAGCCGCAGCGGGAGACAAUCAGCUGCGGGUUCUGGACCGGACUGGUUCCGGAUCAUGUGAGCGACCGGCGGCAGAUCGGAUCCCCGCCGGAAGUGAAGCGUCAGAGGACGGAGACCGGCAGGUGGUCCAGGACCGCAGGGGGGUCCAGGUCAGAAGUUCUGAAGAGUGUGAACUGCACCGCCAGCUAACAGCUAACAGCUAACCAAUCACUAACAGUGAAGCAGUCCUGUGGAGUUCAGGCUGUUGGAUGGCCACAGGAGUGAACUACUGGAGCUCUUAUGAACCCAGUUACACGGUGAGUGAGUGUGUGUGGGGCGGCCAACAGGAGUCGAGCAGCGAAGAGGGAGGAGGCGGGGUCACAUGGGAAACACAAGCCAUGGAGGUCAGAGGUCAACUCAUCUCAGCACCUGACCCUCUCAUCUGUCCAGACAGGAAGCAGAGGGAACGAAUGGCAGAGCUGCAGGAGAGGAGGCGGAGCCUGCAGGCGCUGCUGAGCGCGCGAUUGGCUGAGCUGAGACGCAUCUGUCUGCAGGAGGCGGAGCUGACAGGUGCGGUGCCCACUGACUUCCCCCUGGAGGUGGGAGAGAAACCGCCCUGCGUCCGACGGAGAGGUGGGACGGCCCGCCAAGGAAACAGGAAGUGUCGAGUUGAGGAUGAAGACCCUCAGCGUUCAAAGAAGAAAACUCUAUUCAGUGGAGCUCUGAGGAAACACAGCGACUCUGAACACAACAACCACACUCAGACACACACACACCACGGCAAGAGGACUGUACACCGAGGCUGCCACACAGAUGACACAGUGAGGUCAGAGAGCAGCUCGACAUCAGACUCAACAGGACACGACAACGAUGACGGUGUGUCUCAGUGUCGCCCCCCGUUGGUCCCUGCUGGUUCUCCAGUGGAGGUUUUCUACCAGAACAGAACCCAGAGGAACUCCAUUCACAACAGGACUGACCAUUCAGAGACUCUUCAGACCCACAGGCCCCUCCCCCUGCCUCCCUCCCAUCCUCUCCCGCUCCACCCCGCCCCUCGCUCUCAGGACUCCUUCUCCUCCGGACCCUCAGAUCCAGGACCAUCGAUGGACGGGGGCUUCAGGACUAACGCAGCUCGUCACAGUAACAGCUCCGACGGCCUCCUGGUCCUGGACCGCAUCAAUCCCCCGGAGGAGGAGGGGGGGCCGCAGCAGGCGGGAUUGUGGGUAAACGGUCUGCCUGGGUCCAGAGGAACCGGAGUGUUCAGGAGCUCCGAGACUCUGACAGACGAACAGACGAGGACGAAUAACGAACUCACAGAGGAAGGAGGGGCGGGCCGAGGACGAGGAGGAGGAAGAGGAGGGGGGUACAGUGAGGUCCUGUUGGACUACGUUUGGGGGAAACAGCAGCAACUGCAGCGCCAGCAGUCCCAGACCAGCACCAGGCAGCACCUCUACAAUGGGUACUCCUCACAUCAGCCCCCAGUGGCCCCGCCCACCCACCACGGUCACCCCGCCGACCAGCGGCGGGUCAAAGUCACGCGUACCAAAUCCUGUGGCCCCUUCCUCCCAGUGCAACAGAACCAGCCCAAUACCCAUAAUCCUCCUGUGUCCACCAUCCAGCCAGACCCCCACCCCCAUCUACUUCCCCCCCGACCACCACAGCUACCCCCCACCCAGGACGCACAGCUGGAGGAGGCCACCAGGAGCCUCCACAAGGCCCUCGCCCUGGAAGGUCUCAGGGACUGGUACCUGAGGAACACAAUAGGCUCCACCCACCAAAACCAGGCCAAUGGAAAGGUCAACAUUAACGUGAACGGGGGGGUUAAAGGUCAAGGUGGUGGGGGUGGAGCUCUGCCAGGCAGACGGCGGACUCACGGUGGCAUCCAGCAGUCAACCUAUCAGACGGAGAAAAGUCAUCAUCACGCUCCGCCGCAUCGCAAACCAACACUGCCGCAUUCAGCCACGUUCCACGGACAACCGCUGCACGGCAGGUCUGUGGAUAGCUCUCUCUACCACGACUCCUUCCCUCCUCAGAAACAGGAAGUUCCUCACAGAGACCUGACUCUGGACCAGCCGUCUCCUGGAACUCUGGUCUGACUCACCAACCAAUCAGGACGCACCAAUACACAGACUAAUCCCGGGCUGGCUUCCUGGGGUCGCCUGAAAUCCUGCCCAUCAUGAUGUCACACAGAGGAUGAUGAUCAUAACCUCUAUCGUAAACAUUCAAGUCCGCCCUAGAAUCUGAACUUGUUUAACCUCCAAAAGAUUUCUGGGUAAAAACGAAGCUGUCAAUCAUUUAAAACUUGAAGUAACUGCAGGAUUGUUUUUUAAUGUUUUCUACGACAAAGUCUUCGUCUGUAAUUGGGCUCAGACAAUCAGGACGAAACCAGUUUUUCUACAAACUUUUGAUAAAUGUGAUGAUGAAAGUGUUGCACUCUCUCUUUGAGGACACCACCAGCUACCAUCAGACCAGCAGUUUUUACGUCUGAAAGAUUAACUUUUGAUAAAGACCUGUUUGAUUCCUCAGGUGAGCCCAGACAGGUGAGACUCUUCAGGUAUUCUUACAGUUUGGACGUUUCUGCCCUACAAGUGAACCAGCUGCUGCAGGUCGAUAUGUUGAUAAAAACAUAAAAACAUGGACAUGAGAGCAGAUCUUUCAUUGUUACCAGGAAGUGAACCAGUAACACCAGUAAGGAAGUCUCUGUGGUUGUUAGCAGCAUCAGGGGUCUCAAAUAAUCAAAAGCUUCUGUAUGUAACAGUCAUUAAAUUGUAGCUAACAGCGCCACCAGUAGCUGUUCAGUGAACUGCAGUCAGCGUGCAUAUUUAGAAUAACGUUACUAUCUGUAAUGUUCCUAUAUUUUAUUUGGACCGUUAGCUCCAUGCUACUAACUAGCUCGCCGUUUACAAAUCAGCCAUCAGCCAACACCACGACGCAACCAAUGCCACACCCACACUGCGCAGCCAAUAUACAGCCAGCCGGACAACCUUAGCUUAGCUUAGCUACAGUUAGCUAGCUGGAUGCCCCUGCCUCACAUUGCUUUUGGCUAGUAGAAAGCUAACGUUAGAUUGUACCGCUACAUCAUUUAUUGUUGUCUAACAUCAACAUUCAGAUAGUAUUUUACUCGCUAUAAGCUAAGGUUAGCCAACCACAACAUCAAACAAGAGUCUAGAUGAAGCUAGUUCACUGUAUUUUGCUACGUUAAUUAGCUAACAAUCCAUCUCUGUUAGCAAGAAAGCUAACGUUAGUGGACUUUUACAGGUGCAACAUUCACCUGUAGAGGUUUCUGUUUAUAUGUGUUAACAUCUUAUAAAGCCUCUUCUGUGAUUUUAUGUUCACUUGUUAUUUUUAAUUGGUUAAAAAACAAAACAUUGAAUAAAACUUUAUAGAUGUAACAAAACAUUAUUUUCAAUAUUAAAAGAGGCUUCUGAUGCUGCCUGAUGCUAACUGUUGAUCAGUAGCAUCUUCGCUAACGAAACAGAACGAAUUGACACGUUCAUUUGGACGUAUGAUUGAUUCUCACAGGAACAAAUCUUCCUCCUGAGGAACACGAGAGGAACUUCCUGUCAGAGUCUGUGUUCCUGACUCUGCAGUCGGUCUGGGAGCAAUAAGAGGGUCAGGGAGUCUUGAACCUCUUCAACUUUUCAGGAUGAAAAUAUUUGCAGCGACAAUCAGACGAUGAUGUCACAGUGUUUAUUGAUUAAUUGGUUAUUGAUUGACUAAAUGGAGCUUCACACUUUUAUCAAUGUUGAUGAACUUUCUAAAAAUGUUGAACUUCAAUAUCAAUAAUAUUUAUUAUCAUUCAAACUGA
Dicentrarchus labrax (European seabass) is the source of this 4003-nucleotide messenger RNA. It is a transcript of the gene ccdc120a, whose product is annotated as coiled-coil domain containing 120a. The record is from RefSeq and is a predicted model, not a curated record. The transcript is spliced from 11 exons. Bases 468 to 2291 code for a protein of 607 amino acids. Lineage: Eukaryota; Metazoa; Chordata; Actinopteri; Moronidae.